Culicoides brevitarsis is the source of this 2935-nucleotide messenger RNA. RefSeq lists its product as uncharacterized. The record is from RefSeq and is a predicted model, not a curated record. The transcript has 4 exons. Bases 9 to 2468 code for a protein of 819 amino acids. NCBI's taxonomy places the organism in Eukaryota, Metazoa, Arthropoda, Insecta, Diptera, Ceratopogonidae.
ACGGGUACAUGGGCUUGAUGUUGUCCGUGAGCUACAAAGGAACGAAAAACGGUGGAGUACCGAGUGAAAUGAACGUCAUGUGCAAGAUUCCGCCGUUAUCGGAAGCCAGACGCCAACAAUUCAACACGACACUCAUUUUCCAACGUGAAGUCACGAUUUACAACGAUUACUUGCCACUUGUGAUGCAGUUGCAGAAGGAAAAAAAUUUCGCCGAACAUGAAAUGUUUACGAAUUUUCCAAAAGUCUUCUUUGCUGGUAUCGAUGAAAAGUCCGGGGAAGGUGCAAUUAUCAUGGAAAAUUUACGGGAACGCGGUUACGCCACUGCCGAUCGUGCCAAAACGAUCGAUUUUACGUAUUCACGGCUGGUGAUGGAAGGUCUUGGACGCUAUCAUGCCUUGUCGUACGCCAUGAAGCACCAAAAACCCGAGAUUUUCGCCAAAUUCAAGCUCACCGAUAUUCUUGUUGAGAUGUUCAGCAAGCCAGAAAUGCAACACAUGUGGACCCAGAUGUACGAUCAAGCCAUUGCCACUCUCAUGCCCGAAGAAGAGACGCUCAAAGCGAAAUUGGUGGAUUUCAAGGAGAAUAUUGUUGCGAUUUUGAAGCAUUUGGUCAAUCCGGACGUCGCAGAGCCAUUUACUGUGUUGAAUCACGGUGAUUGCUGGAUCAACAACUUCAUGUUCAACUUCAAUGGCGAAGUUCCAAUCGGUAUCAAAUUUAUUGACUUCCAGGUGGCCAGAUACGUCAGUCCCGUACUCGACUUAAUGUAUUUUAUCUUUGCCUCGACCGAUAAGCAACUCAGAGAUGAACAUUAUGACGAUCUCAUUCGUGCUUAUCACUCCGCCUUAUCAGGAAUGUUGGAAAGAUUAGGCGAAAAAACGAACAAAGUGAUGUCUUUUGAGGCGUUGCAAGCGGAAUUGAAGAAAUUCGGUAAAUUUGGCAUGCCAAUGGCUUUCAUGUUGAUUCCAUCCAUCACGAUGCAAAGUCAAGAUAUCCCCGACAUGGACAAGAUGGCCGAGAUGAUGCAAAAAAUGCAAGCAAAGGGCGAGAAUUUCGGCGAAUCGGAGGAAACAAAGGAAAUGAUGGCAAAAUAUCAGCAACAAACAAUGAAAGUUGGCGCUCGUAUUCGUGAUGUCGUCAUCGAUAUGGAACGUCUUGGGUACAUUAAAAAAAUGUCUGACGAAAAAGUGUCGAUGGUUGUUCCCUCGCUCGAGGAACUUUCGCCGUUCGUGCGUUUCUCGUUAGAAAAAGUCGCCAGACACGAAGGUUUUACCGACUUUUCUCUCGAAAUUGAACCAGGCGCGAAUAUCGGAGAUGGAUUCGUCGGGAUUAUGUUAAAAGUUCAAAUUAAAGGUACGAAAAAUACGCAAAAAUCGGAACUUAACGUUUUAUGCAAGAUCCCACCGAUGAAUAAGGCGAGACGCGAACAAUUCAACUCGAUCGAAAUAUUUUCGCGCGAAAUUGAGAUGUACAACGUCGUGCUGCCGCAUCUCAAAAAAUUCCAAGAAUCCAAGGGAAUUCGCGAAGACGAGGGAUUUUUUAACUAUCCAAAAUGCUAUUUUGCUGGCGAAAGUAAGGAACUCGAUGAUGCCGUUGUCAUUAUGGAAGAUUUGCGUGACAAGGGUUACGGCAUGGCGGAUAAAUUUGUGUCGAUUGAUUUUCCGCAUGCGAAACUCGUGAUGGAGGGAUUGGGACGAUUGCAUGCCUUGUCGUUCGCAUUGAAGGUACAAGAACCGGAAACACUGAAACAAUGGCAGUUCAAAGAUGUGCUGACCGAAAUGAUGCAUCGCGAGGAGUUUAUUGAGAUGUUUGAGCGAUACUUUGAUCAAGCGAUGGAAGCAUUGAAGCCCGAAGAGACAGAUGUCAAAGAAAAAAUGGAGCAUUACAAAAAACACAUUACAGAAGAAUUGAAUUUCUUGACGAGUGCCGAAGAGGCAGAACCGUACACAGUAUUAAAUCACGGAGAUUGUUGGAUCAACAAUUUCUUGUUCCACCGUAACUCGAGCAACAUUCCGACCGACAUCAAGUUUAUUGAUUACCAAAUUUCCCGGUAUGUGAGUCCCGUACUUGACAUCGUUUAUUUCAUCUUUGCGUCGACCGACAAGGCCUUCCGAGACCAACAUUACGACGAAUUAAUCCGAAUUUAUCAUGCCUCUUUCACAAAAUUCCUCAAAAGAUUGGGAGAAGAUCCGGAAGAACUUUUUUCCUUCGACGACCUCCAAAAGCAACUCAAGAAAUUCGGUCGUUUCGGGAUGCCAAUGGCACUAAUGCUGCUGCCAAUUAUCACAACGCAAUCCAAAGACCUGCCGGAUUUCGAUAAAUUACCGGAACUCAUGGAGGAAUUCAAGAAAGGCGAUCAAAUGUCGGACGAAGCGAAGGAAUUUAUGGAGUUGUCGCGUCAAAAUGCGUUGCGUGUCGGUGGUCGCACGAGAGAAGUUGCUAUCGAUAUGGUUCGACUUGGUUACAUGUGAUUGCUCGGUGCGGCGGCGUUGUUGUUGUGGUAUUUAGUUUAGUUUAAAAAUAAAUAAAAAUUUAAUUAUUGUUAUAGAGACACAUUUUGAGUUGAUUGAAUAUCAUCAUCGGCUACUCGCUAGGCUAGGGCUACAGGCACGUUUUUCUAUUUUGAUUGAUAUUUAAAUAAACUAUUUACCUAAAUUAACGAAGCCUAUCAAAUGACAAUAGAGAAUUUAUUUUUAGAGGAAACUAAAAUUGCUACAUAUAAAUUUUUAAUUGAAGGUCAAAAGAUUUGAAUAAAAAUUAUUAUUUAGCAUGAUUUGCCUGACCUUCGUGCUAGUAUGUGAUUUCCACACGAGAUACGAUCGAAUUUCUGCUCAUUUAUUGACCGCAAUACGUUAUCUGGGCUGAGUUCAGUGUCGUUUCUAUUUAAUUUUGUUCAGUUUUUUACAGAUUUUCUAAAAUCAUGAAAUUUUAAAAUUCA